Molecule: messenger RNA, 1798 nt
Organism: Pelmatolapia mariae (spotted tilapia)
Lineage: Eukaryota; Metazoa; Chordata; Actinopteri; Cichliformes; Cichlidae
Gene: ppat
Product: phosphoribosyl pyrophosphate amidotransferase
Exons: 11
Coding region: 261-1793 (510 amino acids)
Biological process (GO): purine nucleotide biosynthetic process; purine nucleobase biosynthetic process
Molecular function (GO): amidophosphoribosyltransferase activity
Source: RefSeq, a predicted model, not a curated record
UUAUGGCGGACCGGUUAGGUUAAAACGUGUCUAGUCUGAUUUAACUCUGUUACUCGUGAUUUCAUGCCCAAUUCAGCAGUGUCAGCUGAGUUUGGUAUGUUUUAACAAACCACGUUGUAUCGCUGCAAGCACGUGUUUGGUCACGAACGCGUAUCGGGCAAGCGCGCAUACAAGCACGCGCGCGCACGGUUCUUGCUCACAGACAACUAGGCACGAGACUCCCGCAGUUUAUACGAGAGGCAUCGGCGACAGGCGAGCCCAUGGAGUUCGAGGAGUCGGGUAUUGGAGAGGAGUGCGGAGUCUUUGGGUGUGUCGCUGCGGGAGAGUGGCCCACACAGCUGGAGGUGGCUCAGGUCUUAACUUUGGGGUUGGUGGCGUUACAGCACAGGGGGCAGGAAAGUGCUGGGAUUGUCACAAGUAAUGGAGCCAGUCCACCCACGUACACAGCACACAAGGGAAUGGGAUUAGUGAGCACCGCUUUUUCACCAGAGGCUCUCACUAAACUCCGCUAUGGUAACCUCGGCAUUUGCCACACACGCUAUUCAACCACUGGGAUUUCAGAGCUGCAGAACUGCCAGCCCUUUGUGGUGGAUACACUGCAUGGCAAGAUUGCUGUAGCACACAAUGGAGAGCUGGUUAAUGCCCAUGCCCUGCGGAAAAAGGUGAUGCGCCAUGGCGUCGGCCUCUCCACCAGCUCAGACAGCGAGCUCAUCACCCAGCUGCUGGCACUGACUCCUCCUAUGGAGGAGCUAGACUCACCUGACUGGGUUGCCAGAAUUAAAAACCUCAUGACUGAAACGCCAACAUCAUACUCACUGCUGGUCAUGUUCAAAGAUGUAAUCUACGCAGUGCGUGACCCUUAUGGAAAUAGGCCACUGUGCAUUGGGCAGCUUGUUCCCAUCUCUAAACUGCACAGUCCAGCAGGCGCUCAAGAGGAAGACACUGAGGGGUGGGUUGUGUCAUCAGAGUCGUGCAGCUUCCAGUCGAUUGGUGCCAAGUACUACAGAGAGGUCUUGCCAGGAGAGAUAGUCCAGAUAUCCAGACAUGGUGUCAAAUCUCUGAGUGUUGUGCCCCGACCUGAGGGAGACCUCCCAGCCUUCUGCAUUUUUGAAUAUGUUUAUUUUGCCAGACCAGACUCUAUUUUCGAAGGGCAGAUGGUCUAUACUGUCAGACAGCGAUGUGGGCGGCAGUUGGCCAUCGAGUCUCCGACUGAUGCAGACGUUGUCAGCACUGUGCCAGAGUCUGCAACCCCUGCUGCUCUGGGCUACGCUGAGCAGUCUGGUCUUCCAUACAUUGAGGUUCUGUGUAAAAACCGCUAUGUUGGAAGAACUUUUAUCCAGCCAAACACCCGCUUGAGGCAGCUAGGAGUGGCCAAGAAGUUUGGAGCACUGACGGACAACUUUGCUGGGAAACGAGUGGUGCUCAUUGAUGACUCCAUCGUCAGAGGCAACACAAUUUCCCCUAUUAUUAAGCUGCUGAAGGAAGCGGGUGCCAAAGAGGUCCACAUCAGGGUGGCUUCUCCACCAAUCAGGUUCCCUUGCUACAUGGGCAUCAACAUCCCAACCAAGGAGGAGCUCAUUGCCAACAAGCCGGAGUUUCAGGACAUUGCUGGUUAUAUUGGUGCUGACAGUGUUAAAUAUCUGACUGUGGAGGGCCUCGUAUCUGCUGUCCAGGAGGGUAUUGCUUUCCAUAUUGAAAAGGACAAAAUUAAUUCCAAUAACAAGUCCAACAGGAAAGCGGGCCACUGCACUGCCUGUCUGACUGGGAAAUAUCCAGUGGAGCUGGAGUGGUAACUGCU